UUAUCUGUGUGCAAUUAUCUUCUGAAAGCUCUUUUAUCCUUAAUUCAGAGAGCUGCUAAUACGGGCUGGGGAGCCGAGGAAGACAGACGUCCAAGGUGGGUGCAGGACAAGUUUGAGGAUUCAGUAAGGGAUGGAAGGACUGGUCGGUCUAAUCAUAUAUCUGAACCUGCUUCUCGGCAAGGUCAUAAAAGUAAUGACAGAGAUUCAAAAUAUUCUCGUGCAAAGGGCAAUGAAACUGCACGAGAAAGUUCUCAUGAAGGAGCUGGAUCAAAUGCAAAGGAUCACGACAGAAGAGACGCUAAGAAACAGCCAGAACAGAAGGAUCAUAUAUCAAAGCAUAAGGAAUUCCAUGAUAGCUCAAGUACCAAUAAAAGGUCAAGGGAGAGCUACACUGAACCAAACUCCAGGGAAGAACGUCAUCGAGGAAACGAGAAGAGAUCAAGAAACUAUGACACUGAGCCCUAUCGUCGGGAACACAAAUACGGCAGGGAAAGGGAUAGUAGGUCGGGUCGUGAUAUGGAUGCUUCCAAACAUCAUCGCAGGAGAGAUGACGAGUGAAAUAGAUACAAUGGAGAACAUAAUCUAC
Messenger RNA from Sesamum indicum (sesame), 586 nucleotides. Lineage: Eukaryota; Viridiplantae; Streptophyta; Magnoliopsida; Lamiales; Pedaliaceae. The record is from RefSeq and is a predicted model, not a curated record.